AUGUCUAAUCAAGGCCUCGACCUGUCAAAACAUGCUUCGCCGGCGAGGCGACAUCAGCUUAGCCGUUCCAUCACCGAGCUGUCAGCACCAAUCAGACUACAUCGUCAUCACCAGCUGCAUCAUCAAUUGCACCAGCGCAGACAACCGAGCCGCGAUGACGGCACCCUUCAGCCUGUAUCUCUGACGAUACAAUCGCCUCGUGCCUCUCUCGAUCUCCCACGUUCCGAGGGCGUCACACCGUAUACGAUGAGCACCGACCAGAGUCGUAGAACAAGUAUGCUUCCACCCGGGGCAGAAGAAUUGGGUGCGUUAGCUGCAGCAGCGGUCGUUGCAAGCCGUGAGAGGCAGCUUCACGAAGAAAGAUCUCAAGCUGCGUCGAGAACCGCUGGUCUUCGCAAGACACUGACAGACCUAACGGCCUUUUCCAAUGCAACAACGAGACGCUUAGACGAGUCAUACUACGCCAUACUGGAGAAACUCAGCAUGCUACAGAAUACUAUAUUAGUUUUAAAGGAGCUGGCCGGGAUGGCCCAAAAUACGGAUGACACAUUCAAAGCCGAUUCGCAGGGCCUCAUAAUCGAAGUAGAAUCGCAACUUAACGCGGUCGGCCAUUUCGAUGAACAAGAGAAGCGUAUCGCAUCGUUGCAGUAUCGUAUAUUCACAGGACGUCAGAGGGCACAGAAGCUGAGUGAGCGGGUGGACCUUGUGCGAGAGCGCGUCGAGGGCUGGGCGCGAGUCGACAAGGACUGGCAAGAGAGGACGCGGAAACGUCUCAAAGUCAUAUGGGUCAUUACAUCUGUCAUGGUCCUGGCCAUCAUGUUUAUACUCUUCGGGGUCCAGUAUACUCGAUCCAACAUGGACGUUUCACGUGAAACGAAUUUGGCGUCAAUGAGCAAGCAGGCGGCGGCCAUAGAUGAAGUGUCGGCGAACAGCAGUAGAGUUUCUGAUCAGCUGAGUGAGGAUCUGAGGGCGGCGCUGGAUAGCACGAGGGGAGACGGAACGUCAACUGAAGAAGUGUUCAGGGCCUUUGAUGAAUUAUAG
This is a messenger RNA of Pseudomassariella vexata, 1041 nucleotides long. RefSeq lists its product as uncharacterized. Bases 1 to 1041 code for a protein of 346 amino acids. NCBI's taxonomy places the organism in Eukaryota, Fungi, Ascomycota, Sordariomycetes, Amphisphaeriales, Pseudomassariaceae. The record is from RefSeq and is a predicted model, not a curated record. The transcript is spliced from 2 exons.